CCUGAAAGCUCGAAAUGCAAAACCUGCUGAGCUGGGCUCCAAGCGGGACUUUCCCAUCACCUCCAGGGACCAAAAGAAAGCAGCCAGUUCCGGAGCGCAACAGUGUAACUCACACAGCAAAAGUGACAAUAUUCCUGUCACUCCUCAGAAAUGUCCCAGCUCUGCGGGUUUCCACAUUCAGGAGAAUGAAGAAAGCCAUUACGAGCCACAGGACGAGUUCUACGACCAGGCCUCUCCGGACAAGAGGACCGAAGCAGAUGGCAACUCCGACCCCAACUCUGAUGGGCCUUUGGGUCCCCGAGGAUUAGCUGAAGCCACAGAGAUGUGCACUCAAGAGUGCUUGGUUUUGGGUCACUCUGAUAAUUGCUGGAUGCCUCCUGGCUUGGGCCCAUAUCAACACCCUAAAUCUCCUCUCUCAACCUUUGCACCCCAGAAAGAAUGGGUCAAGAAGGACAAGCUUGUGAAUGGGCACACCCUUACCAGAGCCUGGAAAGAAGAUAGCAACAGGAACCAGUUCAAUGACCGUAAGCAGUAUGGCUCCAAUGAAGGCCAUUUCAACAAUGGCAGCCACAUGACAGACAUUCCUCUGGCAAAUCUGAAGUCUUAUAAGCAAGCAGGAGGUACUAUUGAGAGUCCGAAGGAGCACCAACUCUAAAAAAAAAACAAAAAAAACAAAAGGCUAUAUGGGACCUAAUAACUUUAAUCUAAAUAGACAUGCUAAUACUGUGUGUGUCAGAGCUUUAUGUAUUCAAUAGAUCUCUAUAACUAUGCCCCUUUAUAGCAGGGAUAUCCAUAACUUUGUGUUAGCACCAUGGAGGAUACAAUAUUUUACAACAUAAAAAAGAAGAUAGUUCUACUAGCCACGUGAUCUUGUUUACUAGAAUUGAUUAAACUCUCCAGAGAUGAUCACUCCAUUGUGCAAAUAUCUUUUUUUUCUUUUUUUUCUUUUCUUUCUUUCUUUCUUUCUUUCUUUUUUUUUUUUUUUUAAUUGCAUUUUACUUUUGACCCUGGACUGCUGCUAUGAACAAUAGAAUAUGCAUUUGGAGAGUAAGAAAGUUCCAUGGAUUAGAGUGACUGACAAACAUAUCCAGUUAGAAAAUUGUGCUCUUUUUGUCAUUGAUUUGUGCUGGGACUGCUAUACUUGACAUUAUACUUCAAACGAAACUUAAAAAGAUUAAGCAUUAAACCUAUUGUGCUGUUAACAACGUUAGUGGAUACUUGUAAGUCAAUCAGUGUUAAAGUAUUUGUAAAUAGAAGCAAGUUAUUAUUAACAACUUUUGUGUACUUACAACGUUCACCUAAAAAAUGUUGUAGCAUAAUUCCGUGUUUUAUGGUUGCUUCUUUCCUUUUUCUUAAUUUGCCUCUUUGUCGUUAUUUUUGUUGUUUCUUUCAGUGAGGUGUUUCUGCGUUAGUAGUCUGUCUUGACACACAUUGUUCAAAGGAUCUCAAACGCUUGUGUUUAAAAAAAGCUUCUGGAAUCCUGCUUCUUUUGUGAUCGCUUAUGAUACGGGGAUUCUAUAAAAAAUAAAGAUAAAAUGAAAACCUUAUAUAAGAACAGGACUUCUGCAAAAGCUUGGAAACUCAGAACCUAUUUUCUUGACAUCCUUGUUUUCAAAGUAGGCAAAAGCAAAAUCACUUAAUCAGUAGCAUUAAGUGUGAGAGUAAUGGGAAAGUGUUAUCCUUCAGCAAGUAAUACAAUAUCCUGUGCUUGUCACUCAUACAAAACUAAUGUAUCAAAAUUAGCAUAUAUUGAAGAAAAAUUACUAUUCAAAAAUAGUUUCAACCGGGCAAGUGUGUGUCUACAACUUUGUUGAAAUGGCAGAGUUUGUGUUGAUCCUCAUAUACAAUAAUGUUGUUGUAACACAAGUGUUAGACCAUAGCCACAAAAUAUUUAAUGUGUUGUGCCUUCAUGAUGUAACAGAACAUUCUCCAGGUAGGCUAGUUGGGGGAAAUAAAGGGAUAAAUCUCUAAUUAUUGCUGUUUAACUGUUUGUUAUCAUAGUCGGUCAAUGCCUGGCAGGUACCAGCAUCUUGUCACUUAGGUCCAACCAACAGAGUGACAACAAAUGUUCAUAAGAUCUCAGUUGCACGUGCAAACAAAUCCAAAUUCGAACAUUCUUAGGAGGUUUUUGUUAAGGCAUGACAGAUGAUUUAAACAAAUAAAUAGCAUGCAACAAAAUGUCUUUAUUGAAAGAAGUGAAAGUUAUCUUAAUGCCACGGUUCAACAUCAGUUUAAAAGUAAAAAAAAAAAUAAAAUAAAAAAUAAAAAAAAAGGUUUGCUAAUCUGAUAGUUAAUUUGUUCUUACCAAAAAUAAAAUUACUUUGUAAAUAGCAAUUCACGUUUUUCCACAGUAUAAUGGAAAAUAAUGGGUAGGGGUGCAUUGCUUAUUGAAGUACAUUUUUGUCGGUUUGUGAGGGGUGUUUGAUGACUUUGACAGAAUCAAUAUCUAAACAAUUAUCCUUGUUACUGCUUUGCCAGUUCUACGUUAUUUACAAUUAUUCAGCUCUUGCAAUAAAUGUUCUGAAUUCCUGAUUGUAGUGUGUUAAUUCUUGGUCAACAUCCAAAGUGAUAAUUUCUACUCUAAUUGUUGGAUAAAUAUAUGUGGGUAAAUCAGCUCUUAAUUAGAAAUCAAGGCGGACUUUUGAGGGGUUUAAUACCUAUGUUCUGAAAAUACGAUUUCAAAGAGUUAAACUUCUGGUCUAUGAAAUCAUUUUCUAGAGAAAUUCAUGGAGAAGUUCAGUUCACUUUCUAGUCAAGAUUCAUGCAAGUUUUAUCAAACUGAAAUCCCAAGUCCAGAAAGCUGGCAGGUAGACUAGUAAAUGAGGUUAUUUUAUUGUUGGCCAAGGCAGAAGAGAACUAUUCUGGGAUUAAGGCCUUGAAACAAGGGCUAACACGUCAUCUGUAUUUCUUUCAGAUAGGAAAAUAGGCACAGAAAGCUGUCAAGGAUAAUAAGACAUACUCAUACAUAUGCCGUGUGUUUAUUUCUCCAGAGAACACCUGGAUCG
Messenger RNA from Panthera uncia (snow leopard), 3005 nucleotides. Its product is annotated as protocadherin-9-like. The record is from RefSeq and is a predicted model, not a curated record. The transcript has 4 exons. NCBI's taxonomy places the organism in Eukaryota, Metazoa, Chordata, Mammalia, Carnivora, Felidae. The coding region runs from base 323 to 655 and encodes 110 amino acids.